GCGCGAAAUGAUUCGCCAGAAGUGGUGGACACGACUGCAAGGCUGUCAGCGCUCUGUCGAGGACUGGCAAAAGAUACUUCAGGUCCACUCUCUGGUCCUUCUGCCGCACGACGACAUGCGCUCUCACCUUAAGUUCGCUAAACUGUGCCAACGAAGCGGCCGUUUGGGUCUCUCCUACCGGACACUGGUCACACUCCUGGAGACCGACGCCUCUAAUCUCGUUCCCGGAGUCCCGCUGCCCACCAAAUACCCGAUGGUUACCUUCCGAUACAUUGAGCACAUGUGGAUCUCUGGCCAAAAGGAGGAGGCGUUCCAACAGUUGGCGCACUUCACCCAAUCGACGCUCAUUCCGCAGAACAUCCACUUCUUGGCCAACGACGAGACACAACAGAUACACCAGAGGAAUGAGUUGAACAAACUGUUGUCGCGGUGUUAUCUAAAGUUAGGCGAAUGGCACGAAAACCUGCAGGGAAUCAACGAGAACUCCAUUAACGUAAUACUUCAGUACUAUUUGGCGGCCACCGACGGAGCGAUAGUGAGCGGCACCGAAAUGAAGAAGUGGAUCGACGAGUUGUUUCCUAUUAUUCUGGACGCGAUUCAGGACUCGUCGUCGCACCAGAAGCGUGAGGUCGCUCUCUGGACAUUAGGACGUCUGGUGGAGAACUCGGGUUAUGUGGUGGAGCCGUACUGGAAAUACCCCAACCUUUUGGAUAUUUUGUUCAAUUUAUUAAAGUCGGAAUCGACUCAAAACUCGCAACUCAUCCGCCGCGAGACCAUACGAGUGCUCGGACUUCUCGGCGCUGUCGAUCCCUAUCGACAUAAAGUCAAUUUGGGAGUCAUUGACCAGUCGGGCGAUCCGUUGAUAGCGCACGAGCCGAUCAUCGAUCAAGACUUCAACGCACACGAGAUGCUGUCCAACGUGUCGUCCAAUUUUGACGACUUCUACUCAGCGCAGGCCAUAGCGACGCUCAUGCGUGUGAUGAGAGACCAGGCGCUGAGCGGUCACCACACGAUGGCCGUGCAGGCCGUGGCCUUCAUAUUCAACGUGUUGGGCGUGCGUUCGGUGCCAUACAUUCAACACGUUUUGCCCCCAUUUAUGAAUGUCAUCCGAACGGGUGAACCGCAUAUCAGAGAAGUAUGCGCUUUAAUGGCAACUGAUUUUUACGCUUUGCAAAGUUUUGGCACAAAUCUCGACGAUUACAUGCAUUUGUUGAUCCCUCCUAUUGUCAGACUCUUCGAGUCGAGUGAUAUAAAAGACAGUGACGUGAAGAUAGCGGCCCUUAAGACCAUCGAUGUCCUGUCCGAAGACCUCCAGUUAACAGAACUUUCGCCGCGAAUAAUACACGCUAUCGUUCGCACCAUUGAUAGCAAUCCAUUUGAUAGAGUGAGUCGACAAUCGGUUAUAUUUUUGGAUUUAGUAAAUCAAGCGAUGGAUACGCUGUCGGCGGUUGUCCUGCAAUUGAACCGUCGGUACCAGAUAUUCAUACCAAUGGUGAGCAAAGUUCUGCAAAAACACAAAAUAAGUCAUCAAAAGUACGACAUUCUGGUGACGAAAAUAAGCGACGGGUCAACCAUUGGAGACUCCGAUGACGACCCGAUGAUGUCCGGCAAGAGACACAUUAAACGCGGCAGAAAUCAAUUCAAAGACCCGUCCGGUUCGGUACCGGAUCCCAAACGAAACCCUGUUUUGUUGACAGACCUGCAGAGGGCUUGGACUCAAUGCUCGCGACGCGUCUCCAAAGAGGAUUGGUUGGAAUGGCUUAAGAUUCUGAACAUUGAUUUGAUCCGCGAGUCGCCAGCGCUGGCCCUCCGCUCCUGCUUUCCAUUGGCUCAGGCGUGCAGUUCUGUGGCCCGCGAUCUCUUCAAUCCGGCGUUUCUCAGCUGUUGGAACGAAUUGAAUGAAGAACACCAAAAGGAAUUGAUUCAAUCAAUACAAGACGCGCUGAUGCAACAGGACAUCCCAGAAGUGACCGGAAUUCUGUUGAAUUUGGCCGAAUUCAUGGAACACGUGGAUCGCGGACCGCUUCCACUCAACGAGAAGACAUUGGCCGAGAGGGCCAUUAAGUGUCGGGCGUUCGCCAAAGCCUUGCACUACAAGGAGGAAGAGUUUAAGGAUAAGGAAAAGGGACCGACCACUGAAGUGUUGGGCGCACUCAUCAGUAUCAACAAUAAGCUGCAACAGCCGGAGGCAGCCGUCGGUGUCUUAGAGUACGCCAACAAAAACCAAUUCAACGACAUUGAGGUGAAGGAGCGCUGGUAUGAGAAACUGCACGACUGGGAGAACGCACUGAAAGCCUAUAAACUGAAGUCGGAUAAAGACCCGAAGGAUGUGGAGUCAGUGGUGGGACAGAUGCGAUGUCUGGAAGUGUUGUCCGAGUGGUCAAAGUUGUAUAACUUGGCGGUCGUGUCGUUUCCCGAAGUGAAUCAGGAAAACAAGCAAAAGAUGGCUCGCAUGGCGUCAACAGCCGCCUGGGGUUUAGGCCACUGGACACAAAUGGAGGAAUACACGAAACACAUUGCGGCCGACACUCCCGACUCCGCCUUCUAUCAGGCGAUACUUCAGAUCCAUUACCAGAACUACAACAGAGCGCAGACGCUGAUAGACAAGUCGCGCAAACUGAUUGACACCGAACUGACAACAAUGGCGGGCGAGAUCAACAAUAAGCUGCAACAGCCGGAGGCAGCCGUCGGUGUCUUAGAGUACGCCAACAAAAACCAAUUCAACGACAUUGAGGUGAAGGAGCGCUGGUAUGAGAAACUGCACGACUGGGAGAACGCACUCAAAGCCUAUAAACUGAAGUCGGAUAAAGACCCGAAGGAUGUGGAGUCAGUGGUGGGACAGAUGCGGUGUCUGGAAGUGCUGUCCGAGUGGUCAAAGUUGUAUAACUUGGCGGUCGUGUCGUUUCCCGAAGUGAAUCAGGAGAACAAGCAAAAGAUGGCUCGCAUGGCGUCAACAGCCGCCUGGGGUUUAGGCCAUUGGACACAAAUGGAGGAAUACACGAAACACAUUGCGGCCGACACUCCCGACUCCGCCUUCUAUCAGGCGAUACUUCAGAUCCAUUACCAGAACUACAACAGAGCGCAGACGCUGAUAGACAAGUCGCGCAAACUGAUUGACACCGAACUGACAACAAUGGCGGGCGAGUCGUANUGUAUUCAUGAACUGUUUAUCCAUUACCAGAACUACAACAGAGCGCAGACGCUGAUAGACAAGUCGCGCAAACUGAUUGACACCGAACUGACAACAAUGGCGGGCGAGUCGUACAACAGGGCGUACGCGCCGAUGGUUCAGAUCCAGAUGAUGUCCGAACUCGAGGAAGUGAUUCAAUACAAACUGGUGCCCGAAAGGCGCGAAAUGAUUCGCCAGAAGUGGUGGACACGACUGCAAGGCUGUCAGCGCUCUGUCGAGGACUGGCAAAAGAUACUUCAGGUCCACUCUCUGGUACUUCUGCCGCACGACGACAUGCGCUCUCACCUCAAGUUCGCCAAACUGUGCCAACGAAGCGGCCGUUUGGGUCUCUCCUACCGGACACUGGUCUCACUCCUGGAGACCGACGCCUCUAAUCUCGUUCCCGGAGUUCCGCUGCCCACCAAAUACCCGAUGGUUACCUUUCGAUACAUUGAGCACAUGUGGAUCUCUGGCCAAAAGGAGGAGGCGUUCCAGCAGUUGGCGCACUUCACCCAAUCGACGCUCAUUCCGCAGAACAUCCACUUCUUGGCCAACGACGAGACACAACAGAUACAGCAGAGGAAUGAGUUGAACAAACUGUUGUCGCGGUGUUAUCUAAAGUUAGGCGAAUGGCACGAAAACCUGCAGGGAAUCAACGAGAACUCCAUUAACGUAAUACUUCAGUACUAUUUGGCGGCCACCGAUCGCGACAACAAUUGGUACAAAGCGUGGCAUUCGUGGGCUUAUAUGAACUUCGAAGCCGUCAACUUCUAUAAGGGUCUUCACUCGUCAGCCGACGGCCAGUCGCCCGCAGAGCCGACAACUGCCACGUCUUCACCGGUCGGUUCACUACAACCGCUCAAAACUAAAUACGUUCGCGAAUACUGUGUGCCGGCUGUGCGCGGCUUUUUCCGAUCGGUGUCCUUAGCUCACGGAUCUAGUCUUCAGGACACACUCAGAAUACUGACCAUUUGGUUCGAAGAGGGACAGCACCAGGAGGUGUACGAGGCGUUGGCCGAAGGCAUUAAGACAGUGCCCAUCGAGACGUGGCUUCAAGUCAUUCCUCAACUGAUCGCCCGAAUCGACACAACGAGACAAUUGAUUGCACGCCUUAUCCAUCAGUUGCUGAUAGACAUCGGCAAACAUCACCCGCAGUCACUCAUAUACCCGCUGACAGUGGCGUCGAAGGCGUCAGCGCCGGGCCGUCAGGCAUCGGCCAAAAAGAUAUUAGACAUAAUGCAAGUCCAUUCACCCAAUUUAGUACAGCAGGCAAUGCUUGUCAGCGAAGAGCUGAUCCGAAUCGCCAUUCUUUGGCACGAGUUAUGGCACGAAGGACUGGAAGAGGCGUCGAGGCUCUACUUCGGCGAACGCAACGUCAGAGGAAUGUUUGACAUUUUGGAUCCGUUGCACCAAAUGUGCGAUAGAGGACCACAGACUCUGAAAGAGAUGAGCUUUAAUCAGGCCUACGGUCGCGAUCUCAGCGAAGCCCAGGACUGGUGUCGCAAAUAUCAACUCCACGGUAACGUCAAAGACCUGACCCAAGCGUGGGAUACUUAUUACCAUGUGUUCAGACGAAUAUCGAAACAAUUGCCACAAUUAACGUCAUUGGAGUUGCAAUACGUGUCGCCCAAACUGAUGACAUGCCGUGACCUGGAGCUGGCGGUUCCCGGUUCUUAUAACCCCAAUCAACCGCUCAUACGUAUAGCCAAAGUGGAGUCACAGCUCAAUGUGAUUACAAGCAAACAACGGCCCCGAAAGCUGUCCAUCAAAGGCAGUGAUGGACGCGAUUACAUGUUUUUGCUCAAAGGCCACGAAGACCUGCGACAAGACGAGCGAGUGAUGCAAUUGUUUGGUUUAGUCAACACAUUACUGACCGGCGAUCCCGAGACUUCGCAACGAAAUUUGGCGAUACAACGAUAUGCAGUGAUCCCGUUGUCGCCCAACUCUGGUCUGAUAGGUUGGGUCCCGCACUGCGACACUCUUCACACACUCAUACGUGACUAUCGCGAGAAGAAGAAGAUAAUGUUGAACAUUGAGCACCGGGUUAUGCUCCGAAUGGCUCCCGAUUACGACCACUUGACUCUCUUGCAAAAGGUGGAGGUGUUUGAACACGCCUUAGAGCACACGUAUGGCGACGAUUUGGCCAAACUAUUGUGGCUGAAGAGCCCCUCAUCCGAAGUGUGGUUCGAUCGGCGAACCAAUUAUACCCGAAGUCUGUCCGUUAUGUCAAUCGUGGGCUAUGUCUUGGGUUUGGGUGACAGACAUCCGUCGAAUCUGAUGUUAGACCGAAUGUCCGGCAAAAUAUUGCACAUCGAUUUCGGCGACUGUUUCGAAGUGGCGAUGACUCGCGAGAAGUUCCCCGAAAAGAUCCCAUUCCGGUACUCAUCCGUUAGAUCUGUGUUUUUGGCGAUGACUCGCGAGAAGUUCCCCGAAAAGAUCCCAUUCCGGUACUCAUCCGUUAGAUCUGUGUUUUGUUAUGUGAUUAAUGUUUUAUUGUUGACUGUCUUGUGGUAUAGAUUGACCCGAAUGUUGAUCAACGCGAUGGAAGUGACGGGAAUUGAGGGCACGUAUAGAAUCACGUGCGAGAAAGUGAUGCGAGUCCUGCGCAACAACAAGGACUCGUUGAUGGCAGUGCUCGAGGCCUUCAUUCACGACCCCAUCUUCUCCUGGAAACUCAUCGAAGCUCAACCGAAACUGAAGCACUCGAUCGACCUCUUGGACGAAGACGAAGGCGCAGUCGGCGGUGCCCUCACCGGCGCCUCCGCCUCGAAAAAGCCUCCCCUCUCGACCUCCACGUCAACAAUCGGUGUCAUAUCCGAGAGCACAGGACUUCCGCACGAAGGGCUCAAUAAGAAAGCGUUAGCCGUUAUAAACCGAGUGCGCGAUAAGUUGACGGGCCGUGACUUUGAGGCCCACCUGAGUCUCGAUGUGGCCGAACAGGUGGAUCUGCUCAUACGUCAGGCCACUUCGCACGAGAACCUGUGCCAGUGUUAUAUCGGUUGGUGUCCCUUCUGUUGUGACACUCAUAUAAUGCCAACCCCUUUCUCGAGGUCUUGCGGACCGAACGACUUGGGCAACAGUGCGGCCAACGAUGUCUUCUCGUACGUGAGAUCAGGUCUAACCAAAUAUAUAACCAAAUCGGUUGAGAAC
Medioppia subpectinata is the source of this 6319-nucleotide messenger RNA. The record is from the annotation of a GenBank genome assembly. Lineage: Eukaryota; Metazoa; Arthropoda; Arachnida; Sarcoptiformes; Oppiidae.